Molecule: messenger RNA, 1890 nt
Organism: Bradysia coprophila
Lineage: Eukaryota; Metazoa; Arthropoda; Insecta; Diptera; Sciaridae
Source: RefSeq, a predicted model, not a curated record
UAUUUUUAUUUUAUUUUUUACAGUGUGACUUACAGUGCAGCCGCCACUUAGUGCACUAUCUAAACGUUAACGUUUAUUUCCUCGCAGCAGUAUAUAAUUUGCAACGAUGAAAUGAAAAUGUGGUUUUCGGUCACAGUAGAAAAACGGUUAUAAAAUAAGAGAAAAGUGAAAACUAUGCGAAGCUGUUUGUUUGUGAAUGAAAUGUUUUUUUUUAACUUUUAAUUCUGUUUUUGGUUGUAUAAAUGUUUCGUGUGUAUAAAAUAUGAACAGACGAUUGUUAUGUCAAAAUAUAUAUAUACCGUAUUAACACACAGUGCAUCGAUAUUUUAGCGCUGUAAUUUUUUUUUGUUUUGUUUAUGUUUUUAUUCCGCUUGAUUGGCAUUGCAUCGUAAUUUAAUAAGCUAAAAAGACGUUCUCGCAAAUUAUGUGUAAUUAAUUGGUGAUAAUUUUCGUCAAGUUCGAUCCCCCGUUAGCCGUGUUCAUAACUCGUUUAAAAGCACAUUCCUCACACGUAACACACCACCAUGUUGGAAUCGUUCAAUAACAAUGUGGAGAAUGAAAAGAAGGAAACAAUUGAAAAUAUUCUACGGGCAUACGAACGAAAUUAUGGUUUAACCGUAGAGUCUACGGAAUGUACAGCUGGAAGCAAAAUGGGGGACAACUAUAUGUCGGUGGUGAAAAGAAUUAAGAUAAUCGGGACAAUAGCUAAUGGUUCCGAUGAAGAUUCAGUAUUUAAUCGAACGUUGAUUGUAAAACGGCAAAUUGCUAGCAUAUCCAGACGUCAGCUGUUCCGGUGCGAUGAAGCCUUUGAGAAUGAAAUAGCUGCAUAUUGUCAUCUGAUUCCGGUUUUCCGAAAACACUAUCCACAUCAAGUGCCAUAUCCUCUAUGUUUCUUCGCUGGUAAAGAUAGUGAUGGCGAAGUGGUCAUCUUGGAAGAUCUAUGCGAAUCUGGCUACAAAAUGGUCAAUCGAAUGAAGGGGCUCGAUUAUGACCACUGCAGAAUCGUUGUACAGGAGCUAGCCAAAUUGCAUUCAAUUUCACUGAUUAUGAAAAAAGAGAGGCCGAUACAGUUCAAAGAAGCUCUAGAUAGUGUGAAAGAAAUCGUUUAUUGUCCGGAAGCGUUCGAUUUCUACAAAGCUAGUUUGGACAGUAGUUUGCGGGAAGCGUUGUCUAGUCUUAGUGCGCAUAACGUCGAGGGCGAACUGAACGAGCCAAUAGCCAAAUUGGCCAAGCUGAAAGGGGAAACAUUUAAGAUAAUGUCGGAGCAGAUUUUACACAAUACGGACGAAUUUAGCGUAGUAUGUUCAGGGGAUUUAUGGAUAAAUAAUUUAAUGUUCCGAUAUAAGGGCUGUGAGGUGGAAGGUGUUAAAUUUAUUGAUUUACAAACUGUUAGGUACACAUCGCCUGUUAUUGACAUUUUACAUUUUUUAUUUUCGAGCACUGACAAACAGUUAAGGGUUGAUAGACUCGAUCAAUUGUUGUCCGACUAUGUAUCCGAAUUAACUCAUUGCAUUUGUGCGUCUGAUUUGCCCGACACUGAUAUAAAAAAUUAUUCGAAACUGUACACUGUGACUAAUAUUAAACGGCAGUAUAUGGACAAGGUGAUGUAUGGUUUAGGCAUUGCCAUGUGGCUGUUGCCAGCUGUAACUUUUCAUCCCGAACAUAUUCCAGAUUUGGAUGUAAUGACGUUAAACGAUUUUAAGGAUUCAAAGGUGGAAAAGGCCGUAACACAGAUGCACACGACAGAGUAUCACACACGAAUGAAAGAUGUUGCUUUAGAGUUUUAUCAGAAUGGUCAUCUCGAUCACCUCGAUCAUCUCGAUCAAGUCAAGUCAAAUUAGUAUUGUGUCGUGAUUGAAAAUGUAAUAAAUGUAAAGAAUUUUGUCUUAU